Messenger RNA from Cottoperca gobio, 2817 nucleotides. It is a transcript of the gene coro2aa, whose product is annotated as coronin 2Aa. The record is from RefSeq and is a predicted model, not a curated record. Gene Ontology annotation, molecular function: actin filament binding. Lineage: Eukaryota; Metazoa; Chordata; Actinopteri; Perciformes; Bovichtidae.
GUGUGUUCAGGAGGGAUAUGCUCUGUCUGUGAGCUUUUAAAAAAAAAAAAUUAGAUGACUUUCAAGGUCGAACCGUGCAUCAUGACUUUUAAAUGACCGCCAUGCAACAACCACCGGUGUUAUAACACGACUCCACCCGGCAGCUGCACCACCACCACCGCUGCACUUCCCUCGCGUCCUCCAGGGAAAACCACCACCACCACCACCUGCCGACGCCUCUUGCACCAUAUGACCGUCUCAAAGAUGACAUGGCGUCCUCAGUACCGCAGCUCCAAGUUCCGCCACGUGUUUGGUAAGCCCGCCACCAAGGAGAGCUGCUAUGAUUGCGUGCCAAUCACACGAAGCGUCCAGGACAACAACUUCUGCGCCGUCAACCCACGUUUCCUGGCAGUCAUCACUGAGUGUGCCGGGGGAGGGGCCUUCCUGGUCCUGUCCGUCAAUCAUACAGGUAAAUUGGAUCCUCACCACCCCCGAGUAUCGGGCCACAGGGGCAACGUGUUGGACGUCAAAUGGAAUCCCUUCAACGACUAUUGCAUCGCCUCCUGCUCUGAGGACACCACGGUGAAAGUGUGGGAAAUCCCUCCUCAUGGCGUGCUGAAGAACCUCACAGCACCGUGGAAGGAGCUUCAGGGUCACAGCCGCAGAGUGGGCCUCAUUGAGUGGCACCCGACUGCUAACAACAUCCUCUUCAGUACGGCCUAUGACUACAAGGUGAUGAUCUGGAACCUGGACUGUCCAGAGCAGGUGAUAAAGAACCCCGUACGGACAAUCAGCCACCACACAGACGUCGUCCUCUCCAUGUCUUUCAACACGGACGGCAGCCUCUUCGCCUCCACAUGCAAGGACAAGAAGGUCCGAAUCAUAGAGCCACGCUCAGGAAACCUACUGCAGGAAGCCAACUGUAAGAACCACAAAGCCAGCAAGGUGCUGUUCCUGGGUAACAUGAAGAUGCUCUUCACAUCUGGCACUUCACGCUGGAACGACCGGCAGUUUGCUCUGUGGGAUCAGGAUGAUCUGUCUGUGCCUUUGUUGGAAGAGAACCUGGACGGUUCGUCAGGAGUCCUUUUCCCUUUCUACGACCCCGACACACACAUGCUCUACCUUGCUGGGAAGGGCGACGGAAAUAUGAGGUACUAUGAGAUCAGCUCGGAAAAACCGUAUAUCCACUACCUUACAGAGUACCGCUCGCACCUACCUCAGAAAGGAAUGGGCGUGAUGCCAAAGAGAGGUCUGGAUGUGAGCUCCUGUGAGGUAUGGUUCUACAAACUGGUGACAAUCAAGAGUCUCAUCGAGCCUCUUUCUAUGAUCGUGCCACGCAGGUCGGAGUCGUACCAAGAAGACCUCUAUCCAAUGACGGCUGGUAACAAGCCUGCUUUGUCUGCAGAGGAGUGGCUCAGCGGCAUCGAUAAAGGGCCGGUGCUGAUGUCUCUGAAGCCUGGAAGUCAAGUAGCAGAGUCGUAUUCAGAGAUGAGCAAAGGGCAGGGAAACACACUGGACACGCGACGCUCUCAGAGCAGACCAGGCAUGCUGCAGCUGGAUAACAUUCAGGACCGACUGGGAACCAAAGAGGACAGCGGCAAUACAGAGGACGACAGGAGUCGGACACCCGUCAGCAACGGAGAAGACUUCGGACUUUGCUCUACGCCCAGGACAGAGAAUGAGCUGCGUCUGAAGUUCCACAAGCAACAGGAGGAGAUCAGACGGUUGAGGGAGCUCCUCAACCAGAGGGACGUGCGCGUCAAACAGCUGGAGCUGGAGAUUAAGAACGUCAAAAACUCCCAGUCUCACCAGAGCUCACUUUAAGACUUGCCCGACCCACGGAGUCACUUUCACCCCCUCGUGGAACACGUGCAUUACUGUACAAACUUACUAACCCCAUCUUCAAACCACCUUCUUCAGGUCCUGACUCACCUCUUAUCCUUUAUUACUCACUGCACACGGGUGAUUUCAACCACAACUUUGUGUUUUCUUUUCAUUUGUGAGUUCCACACACGGUGCUCAUAUUCUUAGUUCAUGUACAUACACUCAAACACUGAGUCUCACCCAGCUGUAACACAGUUUAAAACUCUUUGCACCUGUUGACCUUUACCCCCUUUUCUUUUGUACGCUUCACAGCUAUGCAAGUUUAUUGUAAUUUUUAGCUUUUUUUAUGCUCUUUGUAGCUGACAGAUAAAAAAAAGGAUGUCUGUGCCUGUCUUGACUGAAUGAAGUGGCCGUCUGCGUGAUGUGAAAGCCGACGACCUGUGUGAUUGUUCGAUAACGCUGAAUUUAUUUUCUAUGCCUGGUGAUUGUUUUUUUUUCUUCCAAUAUUUAAACUACUGUAAGUGGAUAUGGCUGCGGUGUUUUAACGUGUGUGUGCUUGAAUGAGAGCGACCUAGAUGAAUGACAAUAUCAGGAUCCCAUGUGCUGUUGCGUUUCGCUAAAAGCUGUUUUUAUCUUUUAACUUUUGAAUGUCUGGAAUAUUGGUGACUAAUCGAUCAGUUUCACAGCAGCUAUAUUGUAAGCCAAUUCUGUAACUGAUGCCAUGUACCAGUUUUUAAUUUUUAUAUUUAUUUUAAAAUACAGUCAAAGGAAAAAAUACGAUUGAAUCGAGUACUUGAAUUCGCCAUCGUACUGUUGCAAAAUACAGCAUGCAAACUGUUUUUAAAACCUGCUACAAGCCUGCUAUCAUUUGUCCUGAUGAGGAGUCACUGUGAACGAGUUCAAAGCCAUUGUACAGCUGGAGUCCUGCACCACUUCUGGGAGAGUUUGUUCCACUAGCUUUCAGUUCUGAAUGUAUUUUCCUUUUAUUGCUCUCUGUAAAAACCUGAAACAUGA